AAGCGACACAAUUUCGCAGUUUCGGUCGUAUCUUUAGUCUCUCGGCUGCACUCUCAACUAGGAGCUGUAUAAAAGAGAGUGCCUGGCCAGCUAAAGAGUUAGUUGGGGAUUAAUUGCUGUGCUGUGAAUUGUGGAAAAGUGCCUUACCUUAGCACAGCACCGAGGCGUCAAAGAAUUAUUCUCGGGAGUGACUUUGAAGAAGAUUUUUGUAUGAAGUGCAAGUGACUUGAGAUGCAUCACAAAAUGAGUGCAAGUGCUAUUUUUCAGGCAACAAUUAUUGGAAUUUUAUUGUUGGAAUGUAAAGCUCUUUCAGUUCAUGCCCAAAAUGACCAAAGAUCAUUCCCAUCGGAUUUUCUUUGGGGAGUGGGCUGUUCAUCUUAUCAAUUAGAAGGGGGCUGGAAUGCGGAUGGCAAAGGUGAAUCAAUUUGGGAUCACCUGACUCACAAUCAUCCCGAAAUGAUCGCGGAUCAGAGCACUGGAGACAUUGCUGCAGACAGCUAUCACCUGUGGCGAAGAGAUGUCGAGAUGGUAAGAGAAAUGGGUGCCCAUAUCUACAGAUUUUCCCUAUCCUGGAAUAGGAUUAUGACCACCGGAAUAGUCAACACGGUCAAUGAGCCUGGUAUCCGUUACUAUAGUGACCUAAUUGAUGAACUAUUGCGCUAUGAUAUCACACCAAUGGUCACACUGUAUCAUUGGGAUCUGCCACAGAGGCUCCAGGAGAUGGGUGGUUUUGCAAAUCCUGAGAUUAUCAAUUACUUUGCGGACUAUGCCAGAGUGGUUUUUGAGCGAUUCGGCGACCGUGUUAAAUUCUGGACAACGUUCAAUGAACCAAUGCAUGUUUGUGAAUACGGUUAUGGACAGGCCAGUAGGGCACCAGCUUAUGCUUUCCCAGGGAUCCCAGGUUAUAUCUGCACACACAAUUUGCUGAAAGCUCAUGCGGAAGCUGUUCACUUGUACAGGGAUAGCUUCCAGUCGACACAAAAUGGUAAGAUUGGCAUAACUAUGGAUUCACGGUGGAACGAGCCAAAGACUGAUAGUGAGGAUGAUAAGGAGGCUUCUGAAAUGGCUAUGCAAUUCUACUUGGGAUGGUUCGCUCAUCCAAUUUUCUCGGCCACAGGAAACUAUCCUCAAGUAAUGAUUGAUAGGGUAGACGCUUUAAGUAUGCAACAGGGUUUCCCAAGAUCCCGUCUACCAAAGUUCACUCCUGAGGAAAUUGAGAGGAUCAAGGGAACGUCUGACUUCUUUGGGCUUAAUACCUACACAACAUCUUUGGUGACGAAGAAUGAUCAGAGCAACACAGCUGGCUACAGUGUUCCAUCCUUCCAGCACGAUGUGAACAUUGUUAGGAGCACUGAUCCAUCCUGGCCAACAGGUGCCUCCGCGUGGCUUAGUGUGGUGCCAUUUGGAAUGCACAAAUUGCUGAAUUGGAUCCGGAAUGAGUAUGACAAUCCUCUAGUUUACGUGACUGAGAAUGGGUAUUCAGAUUUUGGAGGCACCAAAGAUAUCGGUCGAGUCAACUACUACAAUUCCUACCUCGAAGCAAUCCUCGAUGCCAUCGAGGAUGGCUGCAAUGUUAAGGGAUACGUUGCUUGGAGCAUUAUGGACAACUUUGAGUGGAUGGCUGGAUACACUGAGAGAUUUGGCCUCUACCAUGUCGACUUUAACGAUCCAAAUCGAACGAGAGUGCAGAAGACGUCUGCAAAGGUAUUCGCCAAGAUAAUCAGCACUAACAAAAUCGAUUGGGAUUAUCUGCCGGAACCAGAAGUUUUUAUAGAGGAACCCAGCAGUUCUUAUCAAAUUUCCUUGAGCUUUACUCUGCUUGGUAUUGCUCUUUUUGCGACCAUUUGGCGAAUGUGAAGCAUACAAAUAUCAAAAAUUAAAAGAGUAACAGUUUUACAAUUUUUAAGAUACAGGGGUCUCGGGAUUUGCAUAUUUUCGGGUCCGAGAAAAGCGCGCGAAACAGAAAUUUUGCAUAGUGGUGGUGUCUACACUUAUGGAUAACGCAAAAAUAGAUAGAUAGAUAGAUAGAUAUUUUAUUUCCAAUCUGUAACUUGGUUGCGUCUGCCGCCGUCUUACAAUUUCCGGGCUCACCAGGUAAACGACAGAAACCCUGGACCAUAGACCGUAUAUGCCAUUCAUACAAUCGAGUAGUUUGCUGAUUAUAAAAUUAAUUAAAAUAAAUUAAUAAAUCUUAAGUUAUUACAUUUAACAGAAUUCGAAAAAUCAAAAAAAUUGUUAAUUACAUUAAUUGUUAAGUAUAGACUCCACCCUACUCUCAGGAGAUUUCUUUUGAAUAAAUUACGGAAACGCCGUAAAAUAUACAAAUUUAUUGGCGCCAAUAUUUGGACUAUUUUCAGCGUGAACUGUUUACGCAUUUGAAAUUUAUCGCCUCGACAAAAAUGCAUACAUUUAGGGGAAUAUCAAAAAUAAUUUCACAAAAGAGCUCCUGAUAAUAGACAAUAAUGCAUUAAGUGUAUUUACAUAUUCCCAUCAUAUGCAUAAUUCCGACAUACAUAAUCCCGGAACCCUCUGUAUUUCUUUAAAACUGUUGCUGUGGGUAGUUCCUUUAAUUUCUUGUUAAUUUUUGUGAUACAUUUCUCCAAAACUGGUGUUCUCUUGAAUAUCUCAUACAAAGUAUGACUAGUCAGGAUUUCGAAGAUAAGGAAGUGAUGUUAUUUGUUUUGUUCUUAAAAAAUGUAAUGCCUUUUUCCCCUUUUUCAAUUUUUUUCUACAUUUAAAUUAAAUUUUCUAAGGUUUCUAAGUAUUUUUCAAUUGAAAAUUGUCUACAAAAUGACAGAUUUCUUGACAGUUUUUGUUGAUUAUGAAUUUGUUUUAAUUAAAUUAAUACCAUAAAAAAGAACAUUUUAAUGUAUGAAUAAAUUUCACUUUGUGUUAAUGGACUGAUAAAUCUGAUUAAUUUUUUUACUAUAAAAGUUUAAUAAGAUUUAAAAAGAAGUGCCAUAUUUUCUAAAAUUUUUAAUAAUUAUGUAAUAUUUAAAAAGAUAUUGUCUCCAAAAUAAAAUAAUGCUAUUAAUUAAACAUAAUUGUUUGUAAACAGUACUACUGUAAUCAAAAUGUGUACUAGACAAAAUUAAUGUUGUUUCUACAGAAAU
Molecule: messenger RNA, 3113 nt
Organism: Phlebotomus papatasi
Lineage: Eukaryota; Metazoa; Arthropoda; Insecta; Diptera; Psychodidae
Product: myrosinase 1-like
Exons: 7
Coding region: 232-1857 (541 amino acids)
Biological process (GO): carbohydrate metabolic process
Molecular function (GO): beta-glucosidase activity
Source: RefSeq, a predicted model, not a curated record